AUGCUGCAUCCACUGCGUGUUUUCGAACACAUGCGGUCCCCGAUCAACAGAGAGCGCCAUCUGCUCGCCACCACCGUAUCCCUUGUAAGGAACCUGCUUUUACAACAAGCGUAUCAUAAAACAAGUGAUUUGUCUUCCAUGCAUCAAGAAACCAAAGCGCAGAUGUUUAUCCAUGCAUUGGCGCCAGCAUGGCAAAAAGCUCGUUUAGCUAUGAUGCAAGACACGACGAGUUGGAGUGACUUUUGCUUUUUGUUUUCUUCCCUACGAUACAGAACUCUGUUUCUAAAGGAAAUACCCUAUGAGCUGAUGGAGAUUCUAGGUGCUGUUUGGUGAUACGUGGAGGCCGUAGAAGGGGCAAAUCGACGCUCUGCAGCAGCAACCGGGGGAAGAAGGACCGCGAUUUUUUUUCGCCGCGUUUUAGUUUUUAUCAAGUUAAAGAAUACAUUACACCAAAACCAAUUAGCUCUAAAGCAAAUUUCAAAUUGAAAAAAAUGACGUCACGCCGUAUUUGUACGUCGGAUACACAGAGAUGAAGGUUACGCACGGCCUAUUUUGCGAAAACGAAAAACGAACUGUGAGCACAAUUGUGAGUUAAAUGGGUCACCACGAGGACUUGGUGGCCCAACAGCUUAAAAGUGCUCGUCUGCGAAAAAA
Messenger RNA from Amoebophrya sp. A120, 654 nucleotides. Lineage: Eukaryota; Dinophyceae; Syndiniales; Amoebophryaceae. The record is from the annotation of a GenBank genome assembly.